AAUUUUCUUCCCCAUUACGCGCGCACCAAAGAUCUUCAACGCGCACAAAUACGACACCGUAAUGCCGGCCGCUCCACCACCGCCGCCGCCGCCGCCGCCGCUGCCGUCUCCUGCUAGAAACCCUGGCAAAAUCCUAAAACUCUCUUCCUCUUCUUCUCCUCUGCUUUCGAAGCCUCCACACCUUCGAUCAUUUGUGAAGGAUCGAAGAAUUCGAUGCGAUCUCAGUAGCUUCGAUGGUCCUCAAAAAUGGACAGUCGAUUGCGUUUCCGGAAGCGAUCCGAUUCACAUCAUCCUGAAACCUCCUCCUUCUUCUUCGAUUCCAAUGGCUUCCAUUGAUUCGACUGUGAAGAGCGCUAAGAAGGUUUGCCUCUUCUACUGUGCAGAAAUGGAGGCUCUUGCCGAGCGAGUCGCCGCUGAAUCUGACGCAAUUGAGCUUCGCAGCAUCACCUGGAGGACAUUUCAAGACGGAUUCCCAAACUUGUUCAUAUCUAAUGCUCAUGGCAUUCGUGGACAACAUGUAGCAUUUCUUGCCUCAUUUAGUUCUCCAGGAGUGAUUUUUGAGCAACUCUCUGUUAUCUAUGCAUUACCCAAGCUAUUUGUCUCCUCAUUCACUCUUGUCCUUCCAUUUUUCCCCACCGGCACUUCUGAGCGUAUGGAGGAGGAAGGAGAUGUUGCAACAGCUUUCACUCUUGCUAGGAUAUUGUCAAAUAUUCCAAUUUCAAGGGGAGGACCCACUAGUCUGGUUAUUUUUGAUAUCCAUGCAUUGCAGGAGAGAUUCUACUUUGGUGAUAAUGUUUUACCAUGCUUUGAAAGCGGGAUUCCUUUGCUUAAGAAUAGGCUUCAACAGCUCCCCGAUUCAAACAACAUAUCCAUUGCUUUUCCUGACGAUGGUGCGUGGAAACGGUUUCAUAACCAGCUGCAGCAUUUCCCUACGAUUGUUUGUGCCAAAGUUCGGGAAGGCGAUCAACGCAUUGUACGGCUCAAAGAGGGAGACCCUAGAGGACGUCAUGUUGUAAUAGUUGAUGAUCUAGUACAAUCAGGUGGCACGCUGAUUGAGUGCCAGAAAAUGUUGGCAAAACAUGGAGCAACAAAAAUCAGUGCCUAUGUGACACAUGGAAUUUUUCCCAAUAGGUCAUGGGAACGCUUUGAAUAUGAUAAUGGAGGGUGUCCUGAGAAUGGAUUAACGUACUUCUGGAUCACAGACUCUUGUCCACGGACAGUGCAGGCAGUGAAGAGCCGACCCCCAUUUGAAGUUCUUAGCCUUUCAGCUUCCAUAUCCGCUACCCUUCAAAUUUAACAGUGGUUUUGAAGCAUAUGAUUCCUAACUCUUAAUAAAUGGGACAUGUUGGUUUAUUGUGUGCUUGUUUUCAUCUCUCCCGGAAUCAACAUCUAUUGGAGACUAACAGACAGUAGGAAUUUAUUGGUGUUCGUAGUGUUGAUUUACAAUAAAAUUCAGACAGCAUUUUUCCUACCGUCUGAAACAUAUUCACAAAUUGUAACACUAAUAAAUUGAUGUAUGGGUAGUUCAUGAGUACACCACACUGCUAGAGACCUACAUAUGAAACCUUGUCGCUCGUGUGCCCUUUGCAUUGGUAUGCUCUGUCGUCAAUGCAAUCUCAAAUCUAGACAUUUGAUCACAAAGUGAAAACUAUAGCAUUAAUUUAUACCGGCAUUUAUAAAUAAGCAUGUUUUAUUUUA
Camellia sinensis is the source of this 1698-nucleotide messenger RNA. RefSeq names its product ribose-phosphate pyrophosphokinase 4. The record is from RefSeq and is a predicted model, not a curated record. Lineage: Eukaryota; Viridiplantae; Streptophyta; Magnoliopsida; Ericales; Theaceae. Gene Ontology annotation, molecular function: magnesium ion binding. Gene Ontology annotation, biological process: 5-phosphoribose 1-diphosphate biosynthetic process; purine nucleotide biosynthetic process. Gene Ontology annotation, cellular component: cytoplasm; ribose phosphate diphosphokinase complex.